AUGGAGAAGCGUUCUGGCCUCGCCUUCGUCUUCGUCUUCGUUCUUUGCCUUUCGCUCUUUGGUUUCGUGAGCGCCCAAACGGAGAAGAAACAAAUCUCGUUGGCGGCCCACGAGAGAUUUGAACAUCUGCGGCACACGUUCGCGAUCGAGGAAGAGGGAAGUGAUGGAGGGGAGGGCGGGCACCUGGCGCCGUCGCCCUCGUGGGAAUGCGACGUGUGCGAGGAGCUGGUCAAGGAAAUCGUGCCCAUCUUGAACUACAACCGAUCGAUGGGAGAAACCCAAUUUCAUCGCGAGAUGGAUGAUCUCUGCUUCUACGAGAUCAUCGUCAAGAGGCAGCAGCCCCAACAGGCGUGCGCCCUGCUUGGCUAUUGCGAUCAACAACAGCGCACGCCAGGUCCCGCGAGGAGCGAGAGCGAGGUGAAGCAGCAGUCUGCGAGCGCUGGCCCACGCCACAACCAGGAUCAGGAGCUGCAGAGCGACGCCUGGGCCUUCGUCGUAUCUUCGGACAUGCACAUCGGCCAGGAGAGUGACAACGCGCCCUGGCUCAAUCGCGUGGCGAUCGAGAAGAUCAACAACCUCACACGACAGGAGAACAUUAAGAUGGUCUUCAUCACAGGCAAGCGACACUUAACCUGCUUCGACUCUCUGUUUCACCGACCGGCGCUAACCCGAGACAUCACGAACUCGGCCAUGCCGGAGCAGUGGACCAAGGCCAAGGAGGUGCUGUCCCACCUCAAGGUGCCCUACCUGCCUGUCUUUGGGAACCACGACAUCUGGAGCUACAACUCCACCUACGAGGAGCCCUACCCGACCGUUCGAUUGGGUUCACCGGACGAUUGGGCGGCGGCGGGCAACAACGCAGGCGACUUCAAGUUCGCUGCGACGUUUGGCGACGUGCUGGCCGAUCCUGGUAUUCCGGCGGCGCGCUACAGCUACAACAACAAGACGACGUACAACCCCGAGCACAAUAUCAACUCCUGGUUCCAGAAUUGGGAAUUGCAGUACGACAACUUUGUGUUCUAUGGGCUCGACUGGAUCAGCAGAGCGCAUGCGGUGAGCCAGUUGGGCUACAAGGGCGGCUGGCCGGGCGCGGCGCUGCAGAACUUUCCCGGCGGCACCUACCCUUGGCUCCAGCAAAGGCUUGAGGCGUUGAAGAACGACAACAAGACCGUCGUCUUCCUCCAGCACCACCCCUUUGCCAUGCCCAUCUACAUCCCCGAGAUCAUCUACUCGUUCUCCUACGAGGACAAGACGCAGAUCCUGAAGCUCAUGAUGGCGAACGGCCAGCAAGACAAGUACUGGGGCGUGAUCGCCGGGCAUCUGCACAUCUGGUUCGACGGCCAGGCGUUCCCCUACACCCACCAGAGGCAAUGGCUGACGGAGGCGACGAAGACGGGGUCGUCGUUCACGCUCGUCAAGGUGCGCGACGGCCGCAUCGUCUCGCUCGAGAAGCUCUUUGGCUACGACUACUAG
Acanthamoeba castellanii str. Neff is the source of this 1473-nucleotide messenger RNA. RefSeq lists its product as uncharacterized. Gene Ontology annotation, molecular function: hydrolase activity. The transcript has 11 exons. NCBI's taxonomy places the organism in Eukaryota, Discosea, Longamoebia, Acanthamoebidae. Bases 1 to 1473 code for a protein of 490 amino acids. The record is from RefSeq and is a predicted model, not a curated record.